AUGUUAGCAGUGCGUAAACUCGGCCAACAAGUUGUUCGUCCCGCCAGUAAUGCGAAUGUUGGACUUUCAGGUGCUUUGGCUACUUGUUGUGCAAUUUUUGUUUUAUUUGCAAUCGCUGCAACUAUUGUUCUCUCCCUUAUUCCUCUUUAUGUCCCAACAAAGAUUGCAGAAAGAAGCAUAGCUGCAACACAAAGUGGCCCGGUGACAAUGCAACUGAAUACUGGUAUUUCUGUCGGCUCUAGACGAAAACGAUAUGAUCCAUCGUUAUUAAUUGAAGUAGAUGAAGCUAUUGGCUACAAAUUUGGGUCGAACAGUGUACAAUCAAUUCAAAUUCAAAUCGAAAAUAUGUUUGUUGAUGUAACUAAUGAUGCACAGAGUAUAACCAUUAUUGAAGUUACAAUCACAGCGAUAAAUACUAAAAGAAAACGACAUACAAUACAAAAGCGUGCAGGGGCAGUCGCCGUCGUACAGUUACUGUUCUAUGUGAAUUUUAAAAGCACAUGUUCGGAUUCAUGCAUAAACAAAGCUGGUGCUUUAUUAGAAGUGGCACUUCCCAGCAGAGUAAAAACUGAUAGUAUAAUUCUCAACAAUGUUACUAUAAUUGAUGAUGAUGGAAAAGAAUUCGGAAUCAUCAGUUCGAUUCCCAUCAUUGAUCUUGCAUACUUAUCAUUCAUAGGUACGAAGAAGUCUAAGAAGGUUCAUACAACACCAAGAACAACAGCUGCUGUCACCGCAGAAAAGAAAACAACGACGACGACUACUUCUGUGUCGACUACCACCCUAACACGAAUAACUACUAGUACUACUGGUAAAUAA
Rotaria socialis is the source of this 816-nucleotide messenger RNA. NCBI's taxonomy places the organism in Eukaryota, Metazoa, Rotifera, Eurotatoria, Philodinida, Philodinidae. The record is from the annotation of a GenBank genome assembly.